Elaeis guineensis (African oil palm) is the source of this 4609-nucleotide messenger RNA. RefSeq names its product ABC transporter G family member 42. Gene Ontology annotation, cellular component: membrane. Lineage: Eukaryota; Viridiplantae; Streptophyta; Magnoliopsida; Arecales; Arecaceae. The record is from RefSeq and is a predicted model, not a curated record. Gene Ontology annotation, molecular function: ATP hydrolysis activity; ABC-type transporter activity; ATP binding.
AUGGAGAGUGUGGAGAGAGCGUGGGACUCGAUCAGCCGGAGCCUAAGCGUGAGCAUGGAGGACGCGCAAUCGCGGUCGCUAUCGAGCAGGAACCCCAUGGUCGAUGACGACGAGGAGGCGUUGCGGUGGGCUGCGAUCGAGAAACUCCCCUCGUUCGACCGCCUCCGGACUGGCAUCCUCCGGACGGUUGUGGAUGCCGAGGACGGGCAAAUGCAGUAUGAGCACAAGAAGGUCGAUAUACGGACGCUGGGGCUUGCCGAGCGCCAGGAGUUCAUACAGAGGAUCUUCAAGGUCGCCGAGAAGGAUAACGAGCGCUUCUUGAAGAAGCUCCGAGCUCGGAUUGAUAAGGUCGGCAUUGAGCUUGCUACGGUAGAGGUUAGGUUCGAGGACAUCACAGUUGAGGCUGAGUGCCACGUGGGGAACCGAGCACUGCCCACACUCAGCAACGCGGCAAGAAAUGUUGUCGAGUCCGCCAUGGGGCUGCUGGGCAUAAGCCUUGCGAAGAGAGCCCACCUCACCAUCCUCAAAGAUGCAAAUGGAAUUAUAAAGCCCUCAAGAAUGACACUUCUAUUAGGUCCGCCUUCCUCCGGGAAGACCACACUUCUACUAGCUCUGGCCGGAAAGCUAGAUCCAGGUCUGAAGGUGAAAGGAGAGGUAGCAUACAACGGGUUCAGGUUGGACGAGUUUGUGCCACAAAAGACGGCGGCUUACGUUAGCCAGAACGACAUCCACGUUGCAGAGAUGACCGUCAAAGAGACGCUUGACUUUUCUGCCAGGUGUCAAGGCGUGGGCAACAAAUACGAGCUACUAAGUGAGCUAGCGUUGAGGGAGAAACAGCAAGGUAUACUGCCAGAUCCUGAGGUGGAUCUCUUCAUGAAGGCGACCGCAAUGGAAGGUGUCAAGAGCAGUCUCCAGACGGACUACACCUUGAGGAUACUUGGGCUGGACAUCUGUGCCGAUACCAUUGUGGGCAGUGAGAUGAUGCGAGGAAUAUCGGGUGGGGAAAAGAAGCGUGUCACCACAGGGGAGAUAAUUGUAGGUCCAAUCAAGACCCUUUUCAUGGACGAGAUAUCAUCAGGUCUUGACAGCUCCACUACCUUCCAGAUUGUGAAAUGCCUGCAGCAGAUUGUUCACCUAGGCGAGGCCACAAUCCUUAUGUCCCUCCUCCAGCCUGCCCCUGAGACCUUUGAGCUCUUUGAUGAUAUCAUAUUGCUCUCUGAGGGACAGAUAGUCUACCAGGGGCCCCGUGAAUAUGUGCUCGACUUCUUUGAGAGCUGUGGAUUCCAUUGUCCUGAGAGGAAAGGUGCUGCUGAUUUCUUGCAAGAGGUUACCUCAAGGAAGGACCAGGAGCAAUACUGGGUGGACCAGAGGAAGCCUUAUCGCUAUGUAACAGUUUCUGAGUUUGCCGCACAAUUCAAAAAUUUUCAUGUUAGCCAGAAUCUGCAGAAGGAGCUCUCCAUCCCAUUCAAUAAGAAAAAGAGUCAUAGGGCAGCUCUGGUCUUCUCCAAGCAGUCUGUUUCAUCAUUAGAGCUUAUGAGAGCCUCCUUUGCCAAGGAGUGGCUUCUUAUAAAGAGGAACUCCUUUAUCUAUAUUUUCAAAACUGUUCAAAUUAUCAUAGUGGCAAUAAUCGCCUCAACAGUGUUCCCAAGGACACGAAUGCAUUCAAGGACUGAAGAUGACGGUGCCCUUUUUAUUGGAGCACUUAUCUUUGGCUUGAUCACCAAUAUGUUUAACGGGUUUGCAGAGCUAUCCCUGGCCAUCACAAGGCUCCCAGUGUUAUACAAGCAUAGGGAUCUCCUCUUCUAUCCAUCAUGGGCCUUUACCCUACCAAAUUUUCUCUUGAGGAUUCCAAUUAGCAUGCUAGAGUCAGUUGCUUGGGUUGGCAUGACUUACUACUUUAUAGGAUUUGCCCCUGAAGCCAGUAGGUUCUUUAAGCAGCUGCUCAUAUUUUUCUUGAUCCAGCAGACGGCAGCAGGGCUCUUCAGGCUUAUUGCAGGAGUGUGCAGGUCCAUGAUCAUUGCCAACACUGGUGGUUCUAUUGCUGUCCUCUCCAUGUUUGUCCUUGGGGGUUUUAUCUUACCAAAAGAUGUUAUUCCAAAAUGGUGGAUGUGGGGUUAUUGGGUUUCACCUCUAUCUUAUGGAUUUAAUGCUUUAGCUGAAAAUGAGAUGUUUGCUUCCAGGUGGAUGGAUAAAUUUGCACCUGAUGGUAGGAGGUUAGGAGUGGCUGUGCUAGAGAAUUUCAAUGUUUUCACAGAUAGGAAUUGGUACUGGAUUGGAGCUGGCACUCUUCUAGGGUUCACCAUCCUCUUCAAUGUGCUCUUCACAUUUUCACUCGUGUAUCUAAAUUCUUUGGGAAAACCGCAAGCUGUUAUAUCUGAAGAAACCGCCAUUGAAAUGGAAACCAACCAAGGAGGGAACAAGGAACCUCCGAGAUUUAGAAGGACUGGGUCAGUGGAAAUGAUGAUUGGUCAUGUAAGUAGCCGUUCCAUCAGUGGUUCACAGAAUGGGCCUGUAUGGGAUAUGUACAGCAAUGCAGCUGCUGGUGUUGCUCUGAAGAGAGGAAUGGUUCUUCCAUUCACACCACUAUCCAUGUCCUUUAAGGACAUAAACUACUUUGUUGACAUGCCUGCGGAACUGAAGCAGCAAGGAGUGACUGAAGAUAAGCUCCAACUGCUGAAGGGGGUGACAGGGGCUUUUCGUCCUGGGGUUCUGACAGCGCUUAUGGGUGUUAGUGGGGCUGGAAAGACAACCCUUCUGGAUGUUUUAGCAGGGAGAAAAACAGGUGGCUGCAUUGAAGGUGAUAUGCGAAUCUCUGGUUACCAAAAAAACCAAGUGACUUUUGCUAGGAUAUCAGGGUAUUGCGAACAAAAUGAUAUCCACUCUCCCCAGGUCACUGUUAGGGAGUCCUUGAUUUUCUCAGCCUUCCUACGCUUAUCAAAGGAAGUCACUGAUGAAGAGAAAGUAAAAUUUGUUGAAGAAGUGAUGGAGUUGGUAGAGCUUGAUGGUCUCAAGGAUGCGAUUGUGGGCCUUCCAGGUGUCACUGGGUUAUCAACAGAACAAAGAAAGAGGUUGACGAUUGCAGUAGAGCUUGUUGCUAAUCCUUCAAUCAUCUUUAUGGAUGAACCAACAUCAGGUCUUGAUGCAAGGGCAGCAGCCAUCGUCAUGAGAACUGUGAGAAACACUGUUGAUACAGGAAGAACAGUCGUCUGUACAAUCCAUCAACCAAGCAUUGACAUAUUUGAAGCCUUUGAUGAGUUGCUAUUGUUGAAAAGAGGAGGCCAGAUAAUAUAUGGUGGACCUUUGGGCCGUAACUCACACAGACUAAUUGAAUAUUUCGAGGCAAUUCCUGGAGUUCCAAAAAUCAGGGAAAAGUUCAAUCCUGCAACAUGGAUGCUGGAAGUGAGUUCCACGGCAACCGAAGUACAACUAGGAAUUGACUUUGCUGAGCACUACAAAUCAUCAACUUUGUAUCAGCGUAAUAAUGUGCUGGUCAGAGAGCUGAGUAAACCACUCCCAGGUACAAAUGAUCUCUACUUCGCAACACAGUAUUCCGAAUCCACCUUCCGGCAAUUCAACUUCUGCCUUUGGAAGCAAUGGUGGACUUACUGGAGGAGCCCUGAUUACAACCUUGUUAGAUUUUUUUUCACAUUGGUCACUGCACUACUAGUUGGAACAAUGUUUUGGAGGAUUGCCCAAAAGAGGGACAGUUCAUUCGAUCUUAUUACCAGCCUGGGAGCCAUGUAUGCUGCAGUUUUGUUCGUGGGAUUUAAUAACUGUUCAACAGUGCAACCCGUCAUAGCAAUUGAGAGGACUGUGUUCUAUCGAGAGAGGGCUGCUGGGAUGUAUUCUGCUUUACCAUAUGCCUUAGCUCAGGUGGUUGUGGAAGUACCAUAUGUGCUCAUUCAGACUGUGUACUAUACACUCAUCGUAUACUCCAUGAUGGAUUUCCAAUGGACGGUUGCAAAGUUCUUCUGGUUCUUCUAUGUUACAUUUUUCUCCUUCCUCUAUUUCACUUAUUAUGGGAUGAUGAAUGUUUCAAUCUCGCCGAACUCUCAAGUAGCUGUGCUCUAUGCUGCAACCUUCUUUACACUCUUCAACCUCUUCUCAGGCUUCUUCAUCCCGAGACCGAAACUUCCCGUAUGGUGGAGAUGGUACUACUGGGUUUGCCCGAUAUCAUGGACAGUUUAUGGGCUAGUUGUAACACAGUAUGGUGACCAAGAGGAUCUUAUCAAGGUGCCUGGUCAGCCCGACCAGAUAAUCAAAUUUUACCUCAAGGACCAUUUUGGAUAUGACUCUGAUUCUAUGGGUGUUGUAGCCACAAUGCUGGUUGGAUUCACUGUCUUAUUUGCAUUUGUAUUUGCUUAUGGCAUCAAGAAAUUGAACUUCCAACAAAGGUAGAGAAUGGCCAAGGAACCGAGAAAUUCAGAUAGCAGAUCAAAUUUACCACCACUGGACAUUCCUUUUUAGACUGUACCUCCACUGGAACAAUUUCAUUUUUCCCUCACUGUCAACAGAGACUGUGACAUGCUUACGUAGGAUUUCGGAGGCAUUGUUUCCUUUCCUACCAUUUGUAAAUACACAAACAAAUAUAAGAACGUUGUCUUGUGGA